AUGAAAGAAAUUAUUUUACUGUCGGUUUUUCUCGUUGCUUUUCCACUUAUCGCGAGUGGUACGGUCUACUUUGUCGAUAGGGAAAAAGGAAAUGAUUUCAACACGGGCGAACGUAUCAAACAAGCGUUUGCAACCAUUACCAAGUGCAUCAAAACGCUAAAUAGACCUGGUGAUGAAUGCCAUAUUCGCCAGGGACGUUACCACGAACCGCAGUUCCAGAUAUCAGGCAAAAAAGGAACUCUAUCCCAGCCUAUUAUUAUACGCGGUUAUGGAGAAGAAAUUCCAAUCAUCGAUGGCACCAUUCCAGUUAUACCUCGAGGAAAAUCUAGCUGGAAACGUGGCAAAGAUGGAAUUUACAGUGCCAAAAUUGAGCGAGAUAUCUGGCAGCUUUUCGUUGACGGCGAAAUGAUGACCAACGCUCGUUGGCCAAAUGCUCUGUGGUCGGACAAAACUGUUUUCUUAAACAAGUACUGGGCAAAAUCUUCCUCCAGAUCUACGAGGGGCAAAAUGGUAGAUAGUGGUGAAAAGAAUUUGGCCGGAAGCGGUAUUGACGUGACUGGGGCAGUGGCUAUCCUCAAUGUCGGAAGCUUUAACACUUUUACUGCCAUAGUCCAAAGCCAUAGAUCGGGACAGAAUUUUUUUACUUAUAAAGAUAAUUUUGGCGCCAUAAAGUUCAAACCUGGUCAUAAUCAGUACUUUCUGGAGGAUAAGCUGGAGUUUCUUGACAAUGCUGGCGAAUGGUUUUACGACAAAACAACGAAAACUGUUCAUGUGAAGACCAUGGAUGGAAAAAGUCCUGAAGGGAGGAUUCGUGGAAAGGAUGCUGUAAUGUGGUUAAACGCAUUUGGUGCCUCAACUCACCAUGUAUACUUUGGAACGGACAAGUCGAACGUUGCCGAUGCAUCACGGAACUCCGCCGAGUACAAGGAGAAGAUCACUGCUGAUGGCAACGUGUAUUACUUGAAGGAAAAUCUUUCUUCCAGGUCUACCUAUUACUGGCGAGUAGAUGCUGAAUUGGACGAGAAAACUAUUUACAAGGGAGACGUUUGGUCUUUUCAAACCAAGUAGACCAAGAUGAUGAUGAAAAAUGCGAAAAGAAAAAAUAGUAGCUAGAUGAUUCACUGUUCUCAAAGCAUGCAGAA
This is a messenger RNA of Pocillopora damicornis (cauliflower coral), 1142 nucleotides long. RefSeq lists its product as uncharacterized. The record is from RefSeq and is a predicted model, not a curated record. Lineage: Eukaryota; Metazoa; Cnidaria; Anthozoa; Scleractinia; Pocilloporidae.